Molecule: messenger RNA, 3403 nt
Organism: Dermochelys coriacea (leatherback sea turtle)
Lineage: Eukaryota; Metazoa; Chordata; Testudines; Dermochelyidae
Gene: GUCY1B1
Product: guanylate cyclase 1 soluble subunit beta 1
Exons: 14
Coding region: 451-2310 (619 amino acids)
Biological process (GO): response to oxygen levels; cGMP biosynthetic process
Cellular component (GO): guanylate cyclase complex, soluble
Molecular function (GO): heme binding; guanylate cyclase activity
Source: RefSeq, a predicted model, not a curated record
AACCCCGGCUACGCAGAACAGUAACCGAAAACACCAGCAGGGUUGCUGCCAUCGCUGCCCACCUUCAGCGCUCUACAUUGCAGCAGCAUUUGAAACCCGCGGCAAAAGGUUCCGCUGCGGCUCCUGCCCCCCGCCCCCACUCCGCGCAGCACAGCUCCCUCCCCCCGCUGGCCCCGCCGCGCUGCGCGUCGCUUCCCACUGUCUCCCCCUCGGGGGCUCGAGGCGAGCAGCACCCUCGAGGCACCCGAACUCCCGCCUCUGCCUGCGACUGGAAGCCCGCCCUGGGCCGCGCUGCGGAUUGGCUGCCGGGCGGUGGCAGUCAGCGCGCGGCGGGGGUGGCGGUGGCUAGCGCUCCGGCUCUCCUCGCGCUCUGCGGCAGCGGCGGCUACGCUCCCCGAGCGCAGCCGGGCAGGGGGCGUCAGCGCGCGGAGGGGAGCGAGCGGCGGCGCAAUGUACGGAUUCGUCAAUCACGCCCUGGAGCUGCUGGUGAUCCGGAAUUACGGCCCGGAGGUUUGGGAGGACAUCAAGAAAGAGGCACAAUUGGAUGAAGAAGGACAAUUCCUAGUCAGAAUAAUUUAUGAUGAUUCCAAAACAUAUGAUCUGGUUGCAGCAGCAAGCAAAGUCCUUAAUCUUAAUGCUGGGGAAAUCCUUCAAAUGUUUGGGAAGAUGUUUUUUGUGUUCUGUCAAGAAUCUGGUUAUGACACAAUCCUACGUGUCUUGGGCUCAAAUGUCAGAGAAUUUUUACAGAACUUGGAUGCUCUGCAUGACCAUCUUGCUACUAUUUAUCCGGGUAUGCGUGCACCUUCCUUUAGGUGCACUGAUGCAGAAAAAGGGAAAGGACUCAUUCUGCAUUAUUAUUCAGAGAGAGAAGGACUCCAGGAUAUUGUCAUUGGAAUCAUCAAAACAGUAGCUCAGCAGAUCCAUGGUACAGAAAUAGACAUGAAGGUUAUUCAACAGAGAAAUGAGGAGUGUGACCACACUCAAUUUUUAAUUGAAGAGAAGGAGUCUAAGGAAGAGGACUUUUAUGAAGACCUUGACAGAUUUGAAGAGAAUGGGACCCAAGAGUCCCGCAUCAGUCCUUACACUUUCUGCAAGGCUUUUCCUUUCCACAUAAUAUUUGACAGAGAUCUGGUGGUAACACAGUGUGGCAAUGCUAUAUACAGAGUCCUUCCACAGCUUCAGCCAGGAAACUGCAAUCUGUUGUCAGUUUUUUCCUUGGUUCGGCCUCAUAUUGAUAUUAGUUUCCAUGGGAUCCUUUCACAUAUCAACACUGUCUUUGUAUUGAGGAGCAAGGAAGGACUGUUGGAUGUAGAAAAGUUGGAGUGUGAAGACGAACUAACUGGCACGGAAAUCAGCUGCUUACGCCUCAAAGGUCAAAUGAUCUACUUACCUGAAGCAGACAGUAUUCUCUUUCUUUGUUCUCCAAGUGUGAUGAACUUGGAUGAUUUAACCAGAAGAGGGUUAUAUCUGAGUGACAUUCCGUUGCAUGAUGCUACCCGUGACUUAGUCCUUUUGGGAGAGCAGUUCAGAGAGGAAUACAAGCUGACUCAAGAACUGGAGAUCCUCACAGACAGACUUCAGCACACACUAAGAGCACUGGAAGAUGAGAAGAAAAAGACAGACACAUUGCUGUAUUCUGUCCUUCCACCGUCUGUUGCAAAUGAACUGAGACACAAGCGUCCUGUGCCAGCUAAGCGGUAUGAUAAUGUGACCAUUCUCUUCAGUGGCAUAGUUGGAUUCAAUGCAUUCUGCAGUAAACAUGCUUCUGGAGAGGGAGCCAUGAAAAUUGUUAAUCUUUUAAAUGACCUUUACACAAGAUUUGAUAUUCUGACUGAUUCACGAAGGAAUCCGUUCGUUUAUAAGGUGGAGACAGUUGGAGACAAGUAUAUGACAGUUAGUGGUCUACCAGAGCCAUGCAUUCAUCAUGCACGAUCUAUCUGCCACCUGGCAUUGGAUAUGAUGGAAAUAGCAGGACAGGUUCAAGUAGAUGGAGAGCCUGUACAGAUAACAAUAGGUAUCCACACUGGGGAGGUGGUUACAGGUGUCAUAGGCCAAAGGAUGCCCCGCUACUGUCUCUUUGGAAACACUGUUAAUCUAACAAGCAGAACAGAAACCACUGGAGAAAAAGGAAAAAUCAAUGUUUCUGAGUACACCUACAGGUGUCUUAUGUCACCAGAAAAUUCAGAUCCUCAAUUUCACCUCGAACACAGAGGCCCUGUUUCCAUGAAGGGUAAAAAAGAACCAAUGCAAGUUUGGUUUUUGUCCAGAAAGAGUACAGAGACAGAGGAAAUAAAGCAAGAUGUUUACUGAGCUGGGGGAAGAGGAAGAGGACGCUGGAUAGGGUGCAAUGCUGUGUCCCAAACAACUUACUGGUCUGGCAGUAAUGAUGAUUUGUGGGUAUUACUUCAUUUUGCAUUUCUCAUUUGCCUAUCUGCCCCACUCUGAAAGUAUCAUAUUCACUGCUGGAUCUCUUGCUGUUAUUUGGCUCAGCUUUUGAUAUUAUUUUAUUUUUGCUGUGGGUGUGUAUUCCAAGCCCUUUUUGUGGCUCAUGUAACCUUUGUUAUGUCCUGAUAGUACUUACUGAAUAACAUUAUGCAAUGUGUGUGCCAUAACUAACCCUUUUAAUCUGAUGCUUCUCGUAUGUGCUUUUUAUCUUCAUUAUCAUUAUUAAAACUAUUCUAUUAAUGCUGUCCAUUUUCCUUCAAGAUGUCAUCAUGUGGUAUUCCAGUUCCUUCAGGGAAUAAUACUUGACAUACUGUGCUAAUUAGUGAUGAGAAAACAGCUCUUUUGAUGUUAUUGUACAAUUUCCACCUGUAUAUAUUGCAUGUACAUUUUUAUAUUGAAAAGAGGGGGUUGGUUGUCUAAUACUGCAAUUUGAAUCAUGUGUAAAUGUAAUUCUAUCCAAAUGCUGGUCUCUUGCCAUGUAGUUUUCAUUGGUUUAUAUUAACUGAAUGCAACUGACUUGUGCAUAAUAGAUUGCUGGACAAUUUUGUGUCACUCACAGUGCUUUUGUUCAUUUCCAAUGGAUCAUAAACACUGAAAGGCACAUUGGUGGGACAAGGUUGUCAGGCAAAGCCUUUUGUUUUAGUCUCUUUUUAAUUUUCAGAAGUGAUUUUGUUUCAGCCCUUGGAAGAAUAUGAUAAUAUUCUGGACAACAAGUCACAAAUAAUUAAAUUAGUUUCAAUGUAUAGGGCAUUCCUCUUGGAAUAAUACAUUCAUUCUUAGCUCAAUGAUAUUUUCUGAGUAUCUGCUUUAUAUAAUUAUAUGUUAGUACAAUGCAAUUACUUCUGUGCACAAAAUAAAAGUUUGUCUAUAGUAAUCUAUCUUAUCAGCACAAAAAUAUAUGUAUAAAUGUUUCAUGCUAAUGUGUAAAAGGAACUGCAAUAAAUUAUUUUUUCCAUUG